AAAUGACGAUGUUGCUGACGGCAGUGAUGACGAGGACGAUGGCGCUGCUGAUGACGAUGGCUGCUGAGGGGGUUCCUGCCGGAAAGGUUGAUAUUGCUGGCCAGAAGGCGACGCUCUUUCGUCGCGGUUUGGACCUUCCUCUGUCUCGCCAUCAUGCGGCCGUUGCUUGCUCAUCGCUACCAAAGAGAGGAGUCGCUAGUCUCUGUCCCACCACAGCGACUCUUGGUGAAUGAAGGAAGAGAUAGGUGAUCAACGUCCGUCUCCAAUUCGUUUCUCCCCCUCCUCCUCGUCCUCCUCCUCUUCUUCGUCCCUCGUCCGCCUAAUGAGAGUAGGUGCGAUUCUCCCUUUUCGGCCUCUUCUCGGCUUGACCUUGUUGUUACGACUAUUGUUUUCCUACACCAGCUUUGGCCUCACUCGUUGUCGCGCGCGGGCGGAUGAGUCUCGCCGGAGGGCCUGCGGACAACAAAUUGGCAGGUCAGCGCUGUCUACUGACGAAGAGGACAGAGGGAAAACUUUGAGAACCGAUGGCUGUGCUUUGCGCCCGCGGCCAACGGAGGUCGGCGUGGUGCUGAGCCCGAAUCACUCGUCCACUAACUUGUCCUCCGCAAACUGUCAAAGCCACUGUUGCGACUUGUGUAGGUGCUCACCUGAGGAUUUGUGAAUCCCUCGUUGCUCAAGAAAUUGUUUAUACCGAUCUUGGUGCAACCUUUGCUUCUUCAGAUGAGCUUGAACGGCUGAAGCGGCCGAUCGGAGCUUGGAAGGUACUAUGCUUUAGGACGGCGGUGGCGGCCAAAAUAAAGCAAUUGAUGAAGCUGGUCCGUCUUGAUGUUGGAGAGACA
Molecule: messenger RNA, 839 nt
Organism: Acaromyces ingoldii
Lineage: Eukaryota; Fungi; Basidiomycota; Exobasidiomycetes; Exobasidiales; Cryptobasidiaceae
Exons: 1
Coding region: 230-661 (143 amino acids)
Source: RefSeq, a predicted model, not a curated record